AAACCACACCACACCAUCAGGUCUCAAUGCUUAGUGAAUUAUCUGACCAUGCUAGACAUAAAAUAAUAACAAUGAUGAAUGAAGUAUGAGCUGUGCAAAAACAGACGGUCAGGACAGAAUCACGUGUCUGACAGAUUAGAAACGUGGCUUCAGUCUCAUCGGUUCAAAUCUCUUCCUAGCAAUUCGAUGCUGAAUGUGUGCUGACGCGUUCUCUGAAUCAGCGCCCCGUGGAGUGAGCCCAAGACGUCGCAGAUAAUAUUUAAAUAAAUCAUUUUUUAAUGAUUGAGGAAUCACGGCUUUUGUUUCCUGAGAGUUUUGCUGUAGUAAUAUUUUCUGACACAUCUGAUUUUUGGAUCUGAUGUCCUGUCUGAGACCUCCGGGCAGGCUGCUUGAGCGCUUUGACGGACUCUCGCUCAUUUACUGGACUCUCAUGGGUCCAUACGGUGCAGACCGCGCUGCGCAUUCCAUGGACUUCACAGACUGUGAGAAUGGACUGGGAAUUAAAGUUAUUGGAGGAGUAAAGGAAUUAACUGGCGAGGAAUACGGAGUGUUUGUCAAAAGAAUCCUACCUGGUGGCCUUGCUUCGAGUGACGGACGUCUUCAGCCUGGGGACCAGAUCUUAGAAGUGAACGGGGAACGCUUAAUAGGAGUAACAAGCGACAGGGCGGUGGACAUCCUCAGGUCAGCGUCUGCUUCCAAUCACAUGCGCCUUCUCAUAGCGAGGGAUGAUGAGGCAAGGAGGGAGUUUGCUGAACUGCUUGAGAAGUCCAGCUCCAGCAGCGGUACAGGCUCUGCAAGGAGCUCCCCUAGCCAGCACAGUGGCAGUAGAUAUUUACACAGCACCUCAUCAGGGUCCUCGUCACGCUCCCAGAGUCCUCUGCUGCUGAGUCCGGCUGGCUGUCAUAGUGCUUACAAUGGAAGCUCUGGACCCUUACUGCGCUCUGUCAGUCACCCUGGUGAAGGCCUGAUUCAGCUCAUCUCCAUCCCGAGGGCUUCAGGAUUCGGCAUUGCCAUCGGCGGAGGCUCGAACAGGCCUGACGGACCCGCGGUGUUCAUACAGGACGUCCUGUCCGGGGGGGACUGCCACAGGGAUGGCAGACUCAGACCCGGAGACCAGUUAAUUGCGAUCAAUAAGGAGUCUUUGAUAGGUGUGACACACGAGGAGGCCAAGGGUACCCUUAACAAAGCCAAGUUCAGGCAGGAAGGCACGGUGGAGAUCGCGUUCAUCCCUGGGAAGGAGUCCUGUCCAGCGAGCAGCUCGGUGCCCAGCGGAGCGCAGUGCUGUGCAGGGGACGGGCACGGCGCGGGCAGGUUAAAGGUGCAUGUGAGGUCCCCUGAGAAAAGACAGGAAGAGCCAGUGCCAGUGCCUUUACCCUCAGCAUCCCCUGAUAUCUGCCCUCCAGAGCUCACAGCAUCAGGAUCCGCCACAUCACUGAAUUCCAAAGCUGCCUCUGGAAGUAAACAGAAAGUGUCACUGGACCCGCAUGUCAGACUGAAGUCAGAGAAACUGGAGUUGGCGCUGAUGUACCUGGGGCUCGAUGUCCCUGAAGAGAAGAGGAGAAAGCUGCUUCAGAGCCUCACUGUGGAUCCACAAGGGACUGUGUCGUAUGGAGAUUUCGUGGAGGCAGCCCAGGAUGUUCUGCAUGACAAGCUGGAGGAAGCGGGUCUGGGCUCGGACCCUUUCAUGUUCUCUUAUCACGAGGCAGCCAGCUUAAUGGAUACAUCUGCAUUCCAUUCCCCUACGUGUGACUCGGUGAGUGGGUACAACACGGAGGAGCUGGAGCGCUUCCAGUCUGAGGUGAUGCUUCUGCAGCAGCAGGUGAAACAGUUACAGACUCUACUGAGAGACACACAGAACAGCAAGAAGACUCUGGAGGAGGAGCUGCAGAAAAGCAAUCAGAACGCGUCGGCUUCGUUUGCGGAGAACAAGAUCCUGAGAAGCAAGCUGCAGGUGGCCGAGGUGGUGCAGCGGCAGACCCAGAGUGCAGAGCAGGACUACGAGGAUGUGAUCCAGCUUCUGGAGGCUGAGAUCAGGGAUCUGAAAACCCAACUGGAAGGGACAAAGCACACCAAGGGCAGCGAAGCCACAAAAGAGGAUGUGCUGGAACUCAAAAGAAGGCUUUCUGCCAUUGACUGCCAGCUCAGGAAAUCUGAACUCACGAGAAAACAUCUUGAGAUCUCCAACAAGAAGCUGCUGGUAUUUGCUCAGAAUGUCCACAGAGUCCUGACAUCCUUCAGUCUAUUAACACCAGAAAACGGGCUGAGGAAGCAGUUACCGGACUCGAAGGCAGGGGCCGCUGCUGACCCGACAGGCCUGUGGGUUGCAGAGGUGAAGGAGCUGGUGGAGUGUGCGUGCUCCCUCAGCACCAGCCACAUGUUACCGAAUGGCUGGGAGGAAUGCAGCACCCCAGAAGAGACCAAGUACUUUGCUGAUGCUCACGAAAGGUGCCGAAUUGACAACAGUGGAGACUGAGGCCCUCAACUCUUCCACAGAGCAGCCAUAAUCACCAGCAAACAACAAGGGCUUCUCCAUCUGGAGCCAUUAAGAGAGAGAAGGACACGCAGCAAGGAGGAUCUGAUCACUGAAUUGCUAUCAUCUAAACAAGCAAAAGAACACGAUGAAGGAAUCCCAACGACAGAAGACUUUACACGAAGCAACUAUGUCAGCAGCUCGCUUCAUUGUAAGACUAGAAGAGGCUGCAAAUAGCAACUGCUGGCAACUGAUAUUCCAUUAAAUGCAAAAUUGAGCUUUUAAUCCAAAAAUAUGCACCAACAUUGUCUGUUCAAGUUAAGUGUCAAAGAAAAACAAACAACAAAAAGAAACCUGUGCUUCGAUUCAAGUAUCAGAAAUGUGCAGCAAGAAACCAACGAGGAACCAGCAAGAAUCCAACGAGGAACCAACGAGGAACCAACGAGGAACCAAUGAGGAACCAGCGAGAAACCAACAAGAAUCCAACGAGGAACCAACGAGGAACCAACGAGAAACCAACGAGGAACCAGCGAGAAACCAACAAGAAUCCAACGAGAAACCAACGAGAAACCAACGAGGAACCAACGAGGAACCAACGAGAAACCAACAAGAAACCAACGAGGAACCAGCAAGAAUCCAACGAGAAACCAACGAGAAACCAACGAGGAACCAACGAGGAACCAACGAGAAACCAACAAGGAACCAACGAGGAACCAACGAGAAACCAACGAGAAACCAACGAGGAACCAGCAAGAAUCCAACGAGAAACCAACGAGAAACCAACGAGGAACCAACGAGGAACCAACGAGGAACCAGCAAGAAUCCAACGAGAAACCAACGAGAAACCAACGAGGAACCAAUGAGGAACCAGCGAGAAACCAACAAGAAACCAACGAGGAACCAACGAGGAACCAGCAGGAAUCCAACAAGGAACCAACGAGAAACCAACGAGGAACCAGCGAGAAACCAACAAGAAACUAACGAGGAACCAACGAGGAACCAACGAGAAACCAACGAGGAACCAGCGAGAAACCAACAAGAAACCAACGAGGAACCAACGAGAAACCAACAAGAAACUAACGAGGAACCAACGAGAAACCAACGAGGAAC
This is a messenger RNA of Acipenser ruthenus (sterlet), 3580 nucleotides long. Its product is annotated as syntaxin-binding protein 4. Gene Ontology annotation, molecular function: protein binding. Bases 359 to 2473 code for a protein of 704 amino acids. The record is from RefSeq and is a predicted model, not a curated record. NCBI's taxonomy places the organism in Eukaryota, Metazoa, Chordata, Actinopteri, Acipenseriformes, Acipenseridae. The transcript is spliced from 23 exons.